AUGAGUCUUGAUCCAGCAGAACCACCUAUUCCUGAUGAUCCAGAAGAGGAAAUUAUUCCAUAUAUUGGACCUCCAAAAUUAUUGCCUGUUGAAAUUAAAACUGGAGAGGAGGAUUACGAAUGCAUAGGAGCCAUUAAAUGUAAGCUAUAUCGAUUUAAAGAUGAAGAAUGGAAAGUAAAUUUUCUAAUAUAUAAAAUAAAGUAACGGGGUUAAGGUAUCUUAAAAUUCUUACAACACAAAGUAACUAAGAAGUGUAGAAUAAUUAUGAGACAAGAUGCUACCUAUUUUAUUAGAGCAAAUCAUUUAGUUUAAGAAACUAUAAUUAAGAGUAUGUUUCAUCAAUUUGGAUAUGAAUGGUUUGGAUAGGAUAAUAGUGAUGGUGAAAUAAAAGUAUAAUAAUUUUGUGUAAAAUUGGAAAACGAGGAAGAUUUUAAUAAGUUCUAUCAAUAUUAUGAGGAAUGUCGUAUUUUUAAUAAAGAUGAAGAUUGA
Paramecium primaurelia is the source of this 489-nucleotide messenger RNA. The record is from the annotation of a GenBank genome assembly. NCBI's taxonomy places the organism in Eukaryota, Ciliophora, Oligohymenophorea, Peniculida, Parameciidae.